AAACCCACCAAAAUCUGCGUACCCUUUACGUCCCUUUCACUUUUCUGUUCUUUUGUCCGCGAACACUCCUUUUCCUUCACAAUUCACCACAACGAUUCACAUUCCCAUUGCCAUUGUUCCCUCCACAGCAAGUCCUCCCCGUAUUUCCCCACAAUUAUUUAGAACUCCAUUUUUCUCACAAUUACUUGGUCAUGUGGCUGAUAAGAAUUGUUCUUGAAUUUCGUUUGCCAUGAGGAGUUCUUGCUGCGGCUGCAGCUGCAUGCAAUUGCAAGCAUGGAUGAACUGCCGGGGUCGUUGGGAACCAGUGCCAGCUUGGCUCUGCGAUUCGGGCAGACCAUCUUCUCCACUGCCUCUCUUCUCUUCAUGUGCUUGGACGUCGAGUUCUACAGCUACACCGCCUUCUGCUAUUUGGUGACGGUAAUGGGUUUGGUAGUUCCGUGGAGCAUGACUCUGGUGAUCGUUGAUGUCUACUCUGUCUUCUUUAGAUGUUUGCAUCAUCAACCAAGAAUAAUUAUAAUAAUUAUUUUAGGAGACUUGGCGUUGUCGUAUCUCUCACUCGCUGCAGCUUGCACGACCGCUAGUACCACAAAUCUCCUACUGUAUCUCGACGGAUCCUACUGCCCCGCCAAGUUAUGUACUAGAUAUCAGUUAUCUGCUGCCAUGGCUUUCCUGUCUUGGUUUCUUUCACUAGGUUCCUCUCUGUUCAAUCUCUGGCUUCUUGCUUCUUUGUAAAGGUCCUGCUGGUUGUUGUCAUAUACAACAAUUGAGCUCCACCGAGUUAGAACAAUCGCAUCCAUAUACAGAUAUUUUUGGGAGAUAUAGAUAGGGUCGUUCUGAGACGAAACUUAAAGAAAAGUAUACCUACAAGGUUAUUCUGUUGAAUUGUAUUUUAUGAAGAAAAAGAAAUAGUUCUCAUUUUAUUUA
Molecule: messenger RNA, 924 nt
Organism: Malus domestica (apple)
Lineage: Eukaryota; Viridiplantae; Streptophyta; Magnoliopsida; Rosales; Rosaceae
Product: CASP-like protein ARALYDRAFT_485429
Cellular component (GO): membrane
Source: RefSeq, a predicted model, not a curated record